GAAUGGAAAUGCAAGCUGCAGAAGUCAGCGGCUACUGCUGAAACCUCGCAGGCAGAAAGGAGAAAGCACCUCGGAGCCCUCACGCCGACUAGCCGAGAGGCUCCUCACAAACGUGGAGGAACUGAGAGGCACCUCGUGGCAGCACUUGUCUCGUGUAGGCAUUGACAUUGCCGACCUCGGCUGUUUGUCAUUGGAGGAUGCAAACGCGACGCUGCAACAGCUACGGCAGCAGUUUGGAGAAGACCUAGACUUCAUCGAGCUGGACGAGCAGAUCUACAAGCCCCUACAGAGCUUGGCCGUCGUAGAUCCCUUCUGGCCAACGCAGUAUGGUACGCAGCGCUGCAACUUCGAAGGUGCCUGGCAGCAGCUAGAGGCCCUGACGACAAGCCCGACAGAGGUCGUUGUGGCACUCAUUGACACUGGGCUGACAUUCGGCCACGAGGAUCUCCAAGGUCGAGUCUGGACAAAUCGCGGGGAGAUUCCUGGAAACGGCCGCGACGACGAUGGCAACGGUUACAUCGAUGAUGUGCACGGAUUCAAUUUCGUGGACUACAACGGUAACCCAGUGGAUGAUGGCGGCCAUGGCACACACAAUGCAGGGCUCAUUGCAGCGCAGCUAAACGAUCGUGGCAUCGCUGGCGCCGCAGGGCGCAAUCAGUACGUCAAGCUGAUGAUAGUCAAG
Messenger RNA from Symbiodinium sp. CCMP2456, 682 nucleotides. Lineage: Eukaryota; Dinophyceae; Suessiales; Symbiodiniaceae. The record is from the annotation of a GenBank genome assembly.